Messenger RNA from Cryphonectria parasitica EP155, 791 nucleotides. RefSeq lists its product as uncharacterized. The transcript has 2 exons. The annotation marks the transcript as partial. The record is from RefSeq and is a predicted model, not a curated record. NCBI's taxonomy places the organism in Eukaryota, Fungi, Ascomycota, Sordariomycetes, Diaporthales, Cryphonectriaceae.
CCCACCCCACAUCUUAUUUCAUUGCCCAGAUAUCUUCCUUCCUUUGGGGCGAGGUCAACGGCAUUUAAAUGCACGUCAUGUGUUGAGGAAGGUCAGAGUGAUCGACUUUUCUCUUCUACAGGAAACAAAGGUCGAUCGAGUCUCCAUCCAGCAGCUGCUAUUUAUGCUGCGCAAAAAAGGGGUCCGGCACCCGCUGCCAAUUCGUUCUCCACAUUAGGAUCAAGGACGUUUCCACUCGUUUUUCCGAUGAAGAUCUGACUGACUGACUGACUUGGCUGUUGCCUCGUGUCGAUCUCGUCUGUUGGUCUGUUGGUCUGUUGGUCUGUCGGUCUGUCUGCCUGUUCUUCCAGGCGGGGAACCGUUGGCGGUGACGAUGGCGGCGUUCGCCAGUCUCACUAUAGAGCUCCGCCUUACGGUUUACAGGCUGGCCCUGACGCCAGAACCCGGCGUGUGCACUUUUUCCGUUUACGACUAUCUCCGAAGAUCCCCAAUGUAUGGUGCCCCGCUUACCACGGCAGGGGGAAACGCCGUCUGGCCGGUCCCCAAGCGGAGAUUCGCAGCAAUUGCACACGUCUGCCGGGAGUUUCACGACUUUGCCUUGCGCUUCUUUCAGCAGGACUACUACGGUCAUGACAAUUAUUGCGCCGUCCCCACAGACAUUCCUGAUCCCACUGGGCUCUCGUAUUAUGUGGGGAGAGCAACCCGCCCUUUGCAGCCCGACACGGACAUGCUCUUCAUCAACACGGCAUCUGACCUCCUUGAGCUGCUCUCCAUCCUCACAUCCGCAAGCG